AUGGCAACACCAAUGGAGGAGCACCAGGAACUGAGGUCCGAGGGUAUGGGGCGUCGUCGUCAGAUGGGGGCGCGCAGGCGCCGCGAUGCCGCACAAACAUUUGGCCAACAGCAGCAAACGAAGUUCUCUAGAGCCAAAUGGGUCACAGAGAGCUCCAAGACGGGGAAAAGCUUGGCGGUGGUGAGACCACAACAUAGUCAUGGAUCGGGAGUCGGGUCCACGCUCGUGGGUGGCGGUGGGGGGGAUGUGAUAGCCAAAACUCGGACUAACGUAGCCACAUCUCGAUCGGCAUUUGGUCGCAGCUAUGUGGCACCCAUUGUCAGUGCGGCGGCCACUAAGACGCCACGUCAGACGCGUUUCAGGUCGGUCAAGGCCAAAGUGGACAGUCAUCUGUGUCCGGGCAUUAGUAGUAUGACAUCAAGGAUGCCGAUUGCUGACAAGAACAAUAAACCGCUGACCGCAGCUCAUGAGCAGUUGGAGUUGUUGCUCAAUCAAAUCGAACAGAGCAACGAUCCGGUGUCCCAUACACGGCGCCGCCGAUCAAACCAAGCCCAUUCCAGUAAGGCAACGAUGCGUCGACCCAUGGAUCAACGUCCCAUGCCGCCAGCUCCAGCUGCGUCGCCCAUGAUGAGUGCACGUCGUGGUGGCAAUCUAGAGAUGGCAUCCACAGUCUCGUCCACAGAGACGGCGCGGCGUUCCCUUAAAAUUCUCGAUGUGCACACUGGUUCGUUCAUUAGCUAUGAGGAGUCAUUGCGCCGACAUCCAGCCUCCAGUCCCGGUCGCAGUCCCCGACCUAUACAGGCAACUGCUUCCUCAGUUCCCGUCCUGCCCAAUGUGCCGCUAGUCCAUAAUCCUCAGUUACUGCCACAGGCCAAACGGGAUGCCCUAGUCCAGCUGCUGUCACGAGCCGAGCAACAUGACAAAGGCAUUGUGGAUAUUUUACGUAGUUCACCGUGUCACGAUCCAUCCCGGGAAACCAUGCGCAUGAUGCUGCAAAUGCUUCCCCUAAAUCCUGGCGAUUCGCCAUAUGGCGAAAAGUUCUGGGCCGGUCAUCGAUAUCUGGAAGAGCGUCAGAAGCUGCAUCAGCAACUUAAACCCGAUGAUAUACGUUUCAAGGAAGUGAAAAUCAUACGUGAACCGAAUGGACAAAUGUACCUCUCACGCACCCUAGAGGAGGAGCUCAAAGAUGAGAAAAUGGUUCUGGAAUUUAUGGAAGCCGAAAUGAAGCGACUUGCCAAAGCGGAUAGAGAUGAAGAUGCGGACGAGAAUGACACUCUAAAGCCUCUGAAUGAGCGCCAAGAGCGGGCAAUGCGAGAACGCGCUGAACUAGAUGCGGAGAAGCAACGCAUAAGUGAUUUACGGGCCAAACAUAAUCGUGCAGAAAUGAAAAAAACUCAAAAGGUGCCAGAAACAGAUCCAAACAUAAGCCAACAAGGGCAAUCAAACACAGAUACUUCUGCACAAAGCAUUGAAGAACUGAUAGGGCAACGUUAUCAGUUUAGAGCACAAUGUCAGCGUAGUUGCCUCUACAAUAAUCCCCAUAAUGCCGAACCCUGGAAACUGUAUGCCAAUGUGGCCAAAAAUAUUAGUUGCCACCUUGUGGACAAUAUCGAUGGCGAGUUCAAUCGAAGUGUGGCAAAUUAUAUCAAAGACUUUGUGGAUAGCGAAACGCAUCUGUGAUCCCUGGCUAUCCUUCACCUCUUGUCAACUGAAUAACUAUACGUUAUACACAUUUAAAUUGAGGAUGUCUAGCAUAUCGAAAGUUUUAUUUGAUCGCAGAACUGAGAAGUACCACAAAUUUGCCUGUGUCUAAGUGAAAGUAAUUUAAACGUAUUGAGAAAAUUCAAAACUACAAUUCACUAUGAAUUUAAGCAAGUAACUACAUAAAUGUAAAUUAAUUUUCAAAUUAAAUA
Drosophila willistoni is the source of this 1913-nucleotide messenger RNA. RefSeq lists its product as uncharacterized. Lineage: Eukaryota; Metazoa; Arthropoda; Insecta; Diptera; Drosophilidae. The record is from RefSeq and is a predicted model, not a curated record. The transcript is spliced from 3 exons. The coding region runs from base 1 to 1680 and encodes 559 amino acids.